Molecule: messenger RNA, 1689 nt
Organism: Iphiclides podalirius (scarce swallowtail)
Lineage: Eukaryota; Metazoa; Arthropoda; Insecta; Lepidoptera; Papilionidae
Source: the annotation of a GenBank genome assembly
AUGUACGGUAUACGAGUUGAAAAUGUUUUCAAAAAAGUUAUCGGAACGACCAUGGUUGAGCAAAGCGAGUGCGUUGUCUGUUCGGGCCCGGCAAUACAGAAGUGCUCCGGCUGCCAGAGCGUGCAUUAUUGCUCGAGGGAACAUCAGAAGAAGGACUGGAAGCUGCACAAGUUCCAAUGUUCCCCGGCCAGGGUAAAGCGAGAUGCGAACGUCGGGAGAUAUCUCGAGGCCACGAGAGACAUCAAGGCUGGCGAUGUUAUUAUGAAGGAAUCUCCGCUUAUAACCGGACCGGCGCAGGUUACUCCACCGGUAUGCCUAGGCUGCUACCAGCUGCUAGAACAGGGCUCCGCAGUGCCCUGCGCAGAUUGCGGCUGGCCCUUUUGCUCGGAGGCCUGCACCAAGAAGGAGGUGCACAAACCUGAGUGUCAUUACACUCAGAACAGAGGCGAGAAGGUGACAGUUUCCACUUUCGGCGUUCCACACCCGAACUACCAAUGCAUCACAGUUCUCCGUUGCCUGUACCAGCGGGACCACGACGAGAAAUUGUGGUGCAAGCUGCAAGCACUAGAGUCCCACUGUGAGCAACGCAAGGGCACCGAAAAAUGGAACAACGACAAGAAGAUGAUCGCAGACUUCAUCCCCAAGUUCUUCAAGCUAGAAGGGAAAUUUACCGAGCAAGAGAUUAUGAAAUGCUGCGGUAUCAUCCAGAUCAAUGGACACGAAGUACCGCUAUUGGAGCCCGAGUACGUGGCCGUGUUCGACAAAGUGUCGAUGGCGGAGCACGACUGCAGCGCCAACUGUAACAAGAGCUUCACUUCCGCCGGGGAGAUUAUACUCUGCGCUGGCGUGAACAUACACGCCGGUGCGCAUAUCUCCGUCUGCUACACGGACCCCCUGUGGGGCACCGAGGCGCGGCGCCACCACCUCGCCGACUCCAAGUUCUUCGAGUGCGCCUGUCGGCGGUGCAGUGACGUCACCGAAUUCGGCACUAUGUACAGCGCAGUCAAGUGCAAGAAGAAAGACUGCAAGGGGUACUUGCUGCCAGACACUUUCAUCCUGCCGAUUCUACACAAGACCACAUCGCCAGUUCCCGAGAGUAGGGGCUUGGAUCACAAGUUCUGGAAUUGCAACAGCUGUGGGGACGCCGUCUCUGAUGCGAUCAUACAGCAGCUUCUGCAGGACAUCGGCAGAGAACUGAGCGUGAUGCCUAAGGGCGACGUUGACGCCUGUGAGAGGUUCGUGAGCCACUGCUCCAGCUACUUGCACGCGUCGCAUCAUUAUAUGACCGACGUCAGCCUGGCAAUGGCCCAGAUGAUUGGACAAGAGCACAACCUGGGCUUAGCUGCGGUUAGUGACGACCGGCUGCUGCUCAAAACACAGCUGUGCAAGAAGCUCGCGGACUUACUGGAGACCCUGGCCCCAGCGGAGACACGCGUGCGGGGCUCUCUACUGUUCGAGCUGCACGCCGCGGUGGCGGAGACUGGCAGGAGGAAGUCUCUCACCGAAGGCCCUAAUGUAAUGCUAGGAUACGUCUCCGAGUCACGGAAGAUACUGCAGGAGUCGGCUGCCCUGCUGCGACACGAGCCCCUGGAACUGCCCGAGGGCCAGUUACGUCGCCAGGCCGCCCUCAACCUGGUGCAGAUGGACGAGCUCAUCAGCCGCCUGUCCUUAGCAUUGCCCUCUCCUAUU